Molecule: messenger RNA, 4690 nt
Organism: Cercocebus atys (sooty mangabey)
Lineage: Eukaryota; Metazoa; Chordata; Mammalia; Primates; Cercopithecidae
Gene: GLB1L2
Product: galactosidase, beta 1-like 2
Exons: 19
Coding region: 2324-4372 (682 amino acids)
Biological process (GO): carbohydrate metabolic process
Cellular component (GO): vacuole
Molecular function (GO): beta-galactosidase activity
Source: RefSeq, a predicted model, not a curated record
GUCUCAAGUAAGACUUAAGGUUUAUGCAUUUCUGACAAGCUGCAGAUGAAGACCUGGAAAUCUGGUUGGUGGAUGGAAGUUGUUGAAGCGAGAUGCCUCUUUCCAGCUAUCUGCACUUUGAGUCAGGCGGCUGUGACCCUGAGGGAGUUCAGAGGCCUCGCUGCCUGCAGACCACACCUGGAGAAGUCAGCCCAGAGGGAGGUUUCCUGAUCCUUAGUCAUCAACUAAUCAAGGGGACAGGUUAAAAGUGUUGGUUACUAGCAGGGACUGUGUCGGAAUGUCGGUCACAGAGAGGCUUUUCCAACCCUGACUACACCUCUGCAUUUAGCACGGUGGGGAGUGGAGGCUCUCGCACCCAUAAAUAGACGUUAGGAUAAGUAAUGUGUGCUUUAAUAAGAAUUGGAGAUUGCACUUUUGAAGUUCUGGCCGGAGAAUAAGGUUUGGCACCUGGUGGAGUGACUGCUAAGUUGUAUUGUUACUGUCUUAAAAACAGUGAUAUUUUGUGUGUGUGUGCAUGUGCACGUGUGUGUGUAUUUUCACCACCAGAUUGUCAGAAUGCCCCUGUUUUUAAGAAAAUAAUCUGUCCAUCCAGUUCUUCCUCAUUCUGGUCUGAGGUGAGCCCAGCAUGUGCCUCUGAGGGAACCAGGGGGAGAACCUGUGUUGUGGUGGGCAGGUGAGUCUGCUGAGUACCUGAGGCAGGGAGGGCUGAGCAGGAGGCAGGGUGUGUGCUUUGGAGCAGGUGUGGCCUGAGCAGUUGCGAGCCUGUAGCCAAAGCAAAGUGCCUGGUGAGCAGAGCAGGGGGCACCAAAGGAAGGCCCGGAUGGUGGCCCAGAGGGGCCCGAGGCCUUGUCUUAGCAGUCCAGGGCUUCAUCUGCAAGGAUGUAGGCCAGCAGAGUUUCUGGGAAAGGGCAGAUCGCCCAUGUUUUCAGCUUUGCAGGCCAUGCAGUCUCUAUCGCAAGUACUCAACUGCAAAGAAGCAGCCGCAUGUAGAUGGUGUGGCUGUGUGCCAGUACAACGAUUUACGAACACGGAAGUUCAUAUAAAUUUUUAUGUGUCCCAAAAUAUUAUGCUUUUGAUUCUUUUUCAACCACUUAAAAAUGUGAAAGCUCUCCUUAGCUUGCAGGCUGCACAAAGACAGAUGGCAGGCUGGAUUUGACUCAAGGCCCAGGUUGACCCACCUGUGGCAUACAGGCUGUGUUGGUCUAAUAGGGUCUCAGUGUACAGAAUCUUUCGUGGUCGAAUUUUAGAAAUGGUAAUAAGAUGGCUUGGCACAAAGUCUAGCACAUAAACUAUAUACCACAAUGGGAAGAAUGGAGAAGUUGAGAUUAUUCCACAUUAGGGACAUAAAACCCACUUGUGGCUAUUCUCUCUAAAGUUUUCUCUUUGGAGAAAAAUGUGUGGUGAAUAGGUUCCCAUAGCUCUCUAAUAUGCAAACAUAAGCUACAAUAAUUGAUUUCAGAUAGAGAUAAGACUCUUCGACUCACAGCAGAGAGUGUUGCAUUUCUCCGGGACCCUCGCAGCAGCCCUUCUGAGCAGCUGGGACAGGCAUUAGCCUGUUUUACAGAGGAAGAAGCUCCUGCCCACAGAACUGGUGUCACUAGCCCAAGGGAACAGUUCUACCAAGCUGGGGGCCAGGAUUCACAUCGGAUCUUCCUAUUCCGGCUGCUGUUUUUGUCUUCACUCUCUCAUGCAGCCCUUUGGAAGAGCUGUGUCCUAAAAUGUCAUUUGCAAGCCAUUUACUAGAACAUGGAAGUUUUCUCUUCAGAGAAAGAAGAAUGUGGUGAACAGAUUCCUAAGUUGCCUGGGAUGAAAUGACCCUUUCAUCUGUAGCAGCAGAACUAUAGUCCUGGAGCUUUGAUGCCUCUGCUCCUCGAGUCGGGCGGCUGCGACCGUGCGGGGCUCGGAGGUGCCGUGAGGCUGCUGCUGCCUUCGCGUUCAGCCGCGUGGCCACGGAGCUGGCCCUGGUGCAGCCGCGCAGCCCGGCCCCGGCCUCUCUCCCGCUGGCCCGCGAGCCCUCCUGCCGAGGGCUGUUCGUCUUGCUCCCGGCUGCAGCCUCGGCUUGCCCUUCCCCUGCCGCGGUGCCCGGUGCUGGAGGAAGGCCCCUCCCAAGGUUCGGCCGAGGGGAGCGGGAGCUUUUCCAGCCACCUGGACGCCGCCCUCUUCAGACAGAAAUGCGAGCACCUGUGACGGGCGGGGAAGUGUCUCUGCCCUGCGGCCUCCGGGCCCCAGAUGCCUUUGUCUUUCCAGGGUGGACUGGAGCGCCCUGGUCCCUCUGUGGCUCCGCCAUCGGCAGCUGGGGCUGCAGGCCAAGGGCUGGAACUUCAUGCUGGAAGAUUCCACCUUCUGGAUCUUCGGGGGCUCCAUCCACUAUUUCCGCGUGCCCAGGGAGUACUGGAGGGACCGCCUGCUGAAGAUGAAGGCCUGUGGCUUGAACACGCUCACCACCUAUGUUCCGUGGAACCUGCAUGAGCCGGAAAGAGGCAAAUUUGACUUCUCUGGGAACCUGGACCUGGAGGCCUUCGUCCUGAUGGCCGCAGAGAUCGGGCUGUGGGUGAUUCUGCGUCCAGGCCCCUACAUCUGCAGUGAGAUGGACCUCGGGGGCUUGCCCAGCUGGCUACUCCAAGACCCUGGCAUGAGGCUGCGGACAACUUACAAGGGCUUCACCGAAGCAGUGGACCUUUAUUUUGACCACCUGAUGUCCAGGGUGGUGCCACUCCAGUACAAGCGUGGGGGACCCAUCAUUGCCGUGCAGGUGGAGAAUGAAUAUGGUUCCUAUAAUAAAGACCCCGCUUAUAUGGCCUACGUCAAGAAGGCACUGGAGGACCGUGGCAUCGUGGAACUGCUCCUGACUUCAGACAACAAGGAUGGGCUGAGCAAGGGGAUUGUCCAGGGAGUGUUGGCCACCAUCAACUUGCAGUCAACACGCGAGCUGCAGCUACUGACCACUUUUCUCUUCAACGUCCAGGGGACUCAGCCCAAGAUGGUGAUGGAGUACUGGACGGGGUGGUUUGACUCGUGGGGAGGCCCUCACAAUAUCCUGGAUUCUUCUGAGGUUUUAAAAACCGUGUCUGCCAUUGUGGACGCCGGCUCCUCCAUCAACCUCUACAUGUUCCAUGGAGGCACCAACUUUGGCUUCAUGAAUGGAGCCAUGCACUUCCAUGACUACAAGUCAGAUGUCACCAGCUAUGACUAUGAUGCUGUGCUGACAGAAGCCGGAGAUUACACAGCCAAGUACAUGAAGCUUCGAGACUUCUUCGGCUCCAUCUCAGGCAUUCCUCUCCCUCCCCCACCUGACCUACUUCCCAAGGUGUCGUAUGAGCCCAUAACGCCAGUCUUGUACCUGUCUCUGUGGGAUGCCCUCAAGUACAUGGGGGAGCCAAUCAAGUCUGAAAAGCCCAUCAACAUGGAGAACCUGCCAGUCAACGGGGGAAAUGGACAGGCCUUUGGGUACAUUCUCUACGAGACCAGCAUCACCUCAUCCGGCGUCCUCAGCGGCCGCGUGCGUGAUCGGGGGCAGGUGUUUGUGAACACAGUAUCCAUAGGAUUCUUGGACUACAAGACAACGAAGAUCGCUGUCCCUCUGAUCCAGGGUUACACCAUGCUGAGGAUCUUGGUGGAGAAUCGUGGGCGAGUCAACUACGGGGAGAAUAUUGAUGACCAGCGCAAAGGCUUGAUUGGAAAUCUCUAUCUGAAUGAUUCACCCCUGAAAAAAUUCAGAAUCUACAGCCUGGAUAUGAAGAAGAGCUUUUUUCAGAGGUUCGGCCUGGACAAAUGGAGUUCCCUCCCAGAAACACCCACAUUGCCUGCUUUCUUCUUGGGUAGCUUGUCCAUCAGCUCCACCCCUUGUGACACCUUUCUAAAGCUGGAGGGCUGGGAGAAGGGGGUUGUAUUCAUCAAUGGCCAGAACCUUGGACGUUACUGGAACAUUGGACCCCAGAAGACACUGUACCUCCCAGGUCCCUGGUUGAGCAGCGGAAUCAACCAGGUGGGAGCUUCCAGCCCCUUCUUGUUCCCCAAGACGCCCUGCCCACCUGCCCUCCCAGAGAGCCUUCCCUCAGGGUGGAGGGUGUGCCAGCGGGUUCUUCCUCCCUCCUCCUCGCUGCGGACGAGUUGUUGGUCCCUGUCCCUUCCAGCCUGGUUCCCAAACCCUCUCCUUCUGACCUUGCCACCUCUCAGCACCUCCCCUGGCACCAGGACAGACCUCAGCUGCCCUCCCAGCUGGGCCCUCUCUCCACAGGUCAUCAUUUUUGAGGAGACGAUGGCGGGCCCUGCACUACAGUUCACGGAAACCCCCCACCUGGGCAGGAACCAGUACAUUAAGGUGACAGGCUGGGCCGGAGAAACCGAAAUCCUCAGCCCUGCGUCUUCCUGAGUCAGCGAGUGUCUCUGGUGUUCAGUGAGGAUGACAUGUGGGUCCUGGCAGAAGCCAUGGCCCGUAUCUGCACAUCCAGGGAGGAGGGACAGAAGGCCCAGCUCAGUGGCCCCCGCCCCCCACCGCCCACGCGGAGCAGCAGGGGCGGAGCAGCCUCCUCCGCAGUGUGUCCACCUCCCACGCGGGAGCAGCAGGGGCGGAGCAGCCUCCUCCACAGUGUGUCCACGUCCGUGUUUGAGCCUUGCUCUGGGGCUCAGCCCAACACCUGGCUGGGGCUCACUGUCCUGAGUUGCAGUAAAGCUGUAGCGUUGAAUCACA